Sorex araneus (European shrew) is the source of this 1425-nucleotide messenger RNA. RefSeq names its product ankyrin repeat and SOCS box containing 1 (gene ASB1). Lineage: Eukaryota; Metazoa; Chordata; Mammalia; Eulipotyphla; Soricidae. The transcript is spliced from 5 exons. Gene Ontology annotation, biological process: intracellular signal transduction; protein ubiquitination. Gene Ontology annotation, molecular function: protein binding. Gene Ontology annotation, cellular component: ubiquitin ligase complex. The record is from RefSeq and is a predicted model, not a curated record. The coding region runs from base 92 to 1093 and encodes 333 amino acids.
GGAAGCGGAUGUCCGGGUCGCGGCCGGAAGUCGCCCCGCGGGGGUCGCGCCCCGGAAGCAGCUGCUCUGAGGCUCGGAGCUGGCGGUGCCCAUGGCGGAGGGCGGCGGCCCCGAGCUGCGGCCCGGGCCGGCAGGUUCCCGCCUGAAGGAGUGGCUGAGGGAGCAGUUCUGUGACCACCCGCUGGAGCACUGUGACGACACGCGGCUCCAUGACGCGGCCUACGUGGGGGACCUGCAGACCCUGCGGCGCCUGCUGCAGGAGGAGGGCUACCAGAGCCGCAUCAACGAGAAGUCCGUGUGGUGCUGCGGCUGGCUCCCCUGCACGCCGCUGCGCAUUGCCGCCACCGCCGGCCAUGGCGACUGUGUGGACUUCCUGAUCCGGAAGGGGGCCGAGGUGGACCUGGUGGACGUCAAGGGCCAGACCGCCCUCUACAUGGCCGUGGUGAACGGGCAUCUGGAGAGCGCGCGCAUCCUCCUGGAGGCCGGUGCUGACCCCAACGGCAGCCGGCACCACUGCAGCACGCCCGUGUACCAUGCGGCGCGGGUGGGCAGGGCCGACAUCCUGCAGGUGCUGGUCAGGUACGGGGCCGAUGUGGACGUGAGCCACCACCUGAGCCCCGACAGCCGGCCCCCCUUCUCGCGGCGGCUGACCUCGCUGGUGGUCUGCCCCCUAUACAUCAGCGCCGCCUACCACAACUUGCAGUGCUUCAAGCUGCUGCUGCAGGCCGGCGCGAACCCCGACUUCAACUGCAGCGGCCCCGUGCUCACGCAGAGCUUCCCCCGCGACUCGCCGCGCUGCGUGCUGGACGCCGUCCUGCGCCACGGCUGCGAGGCGGCCUUCGUGAGCCUGCUCGUGGACUUCGGCGCCGACCUCAGCCUGGUCGAGUGGGACGCCUUGGGCCCCGAGUCGAGGGGCAGGCGGAAGGUGGACCCCGAGGCCCUGCAGGUCUUUAAGGAGGCGAGAAGUGUCCCCAGGAGCCUGCUGGACCUGUGCCGCGUGGCUGUGCGAGCCGCUCUGGGCAAGACCCGUCUGCACCUCAUCCCCGCGCUGCCCCUGCCCGACGCCGUGAAGAGGUUCCUGCUGCACGAGUAGCGGCGCCCUGCUGUGCGUGCGGUGACUCUGGCGGGGCCGCGGCUCCUGCUCCCACAGGGAGACUCCAGCACUUUGCAGACCCACGGGCUUUACUGGUUUGUUCGGGUGAUCGCUUUGGUUUGUUUUGGGGCCACCCCCAGUGAUGCUCAGGGGUUCCUCCCAUCGCCGCACUCGGGAGUUACUCCUGGCAAUACUCGGGGACGGGACCCGGGUCGGCCGUGUGCAGGCCAGCGCCCUCCCCACCGCACUGUCUGGCCUGGCCUCUGUGACUGUUCAUUAAAGCUCCAGUCCCUGGGUGAAAGGGACCGGUAGGGGAUGACCCCACAAAGGCA